Zasmidium cellare ATCC 36951 is the source of this 897-nucleotide messenger RNA. RefSeq lists its product as uncharacterized. The transcript has 5 exons. Lineage: Eukaryota; Fungi; Ascomycota; Dothideomycetes; Mycosphaerellales; Mycosphaerellaceae. Bases 1 to 897 code for a protein of 298 amino acids. The record is from RefSeq and is a predicted model, not a curated record.
AUGGCUGCCAUCCAAGCCCAGCUCGACAGCGGCGCCGUGCCGAACCACAUCUCCAACGUCUGCCCAAAGGGAACCAAGUUUUGGAUGUUGGAAGUUGGCUGGCUCGAAGCAGAUGAAGGCUUCGUGGUAAGAGGCGGGAACACCUCGCUCUGGUCCACCAAAGAUGCCGCCUUCGUGAACAAGCGCCGCCAACUGCCCAUGUACUGCAUCCUCAUCGACCACCCAAUCGAAGGCGUCAUACUCUGGGAGACGGGCUGUGGGAAGGACUACCCAACAGUCUGGGGACCACAGGUGUCCGAAAUCUUCACUCGUAUCAAGUACGAGCCAUGGCAUGAGUUGGAUGCUGCUAUCGAAGCCACCGGACACAAGCUGGAAGAUGUGAAGAAGAUAAUCAUAGGCCACUUGCAUCUUGAUCAUGCUGGUGGGUUGGACAUGUUCCUCGAUAGGAAGGACAUUGAGAUCUGGGUGCAUGACACGGAGUUGAAGUCUGCUUUCUGGAGUGUCGCAACAGGCGCUGAUGUCGGAGUCUAUCUCAAGCACUACUUGAAGCUCGAUCUCAACUGGAAGACCUUCGACGAGCGAACUCUAGACUUCUGUCAAGGCAUAACCCUCCAUCAUCUCCCAGGCCACACCGACGGCCUCAUUGGAAUGCAAAUCAACAUGCCAGAAAGCGGCACCUUUCUCUUCGUCAGCGACCACUGCCAUGUGAUCGAGAACUGGCGAGAUGGUAUUCCUCAAGGCUGGCUAGCCAGAGAUCACCCUGCCUGGUUCCGCAGCACCCAACGCCUCAAACAACUCGUCCGUCAAACCCGCGGUCGAGUGAUUCCAGGCCACGACGAAGGAACGUUUCUAGAACUGCAAGGUCAACAGAAGAAGAACGGCGGAUACUUUACGUGA